Messenger RNA from Solanum pennellii, 1690 nucleotides. Its product is annotated as probable (S)-N-methylcoclaurine 3'-hydroxylase isozyme 2. Gene Ontology annotation, molecular function: oxidoreductase activity, acting on paired donors, with incorporation or reduction of molecular oxygen; iron ion binding; heme binding. NCBI's taxonomy places the organism in Eukaryota, Viridiplantae, Streptophyta, Magnoliopsida, Solanales, Solanaceae. The transcript is spliced from 2 exons. The coding region runs from base 32 to 1531 and encodes 499 amino acids. The record is from RefSeq and is a predicted model, not a curated record.
UGGUGUUAUAUAAUAUGUGUAUUGACCAAUUAUGAAAUAUCUUCUCAAUAUACUUACUUGUGUUGAUUUAAUGGAGUAUUAUAUGCUGCCACCAUUCUUUCUUAUCUUCAUUCCAUUAUUGUUUCUCAUCAUUAAACAACUCAUACCAAAAUCUGUAAAUCUUCCACCAGGUCCUCGAUCAUGGCCUCUCUUAGGAAAUAUUCUCCAAAUUGGGAAAAACCCUCAUAUUUCACUGGCAAAAUUUGCCCAAAUUCAUGGCCCAUUGAUUUCUGUCAAGCUGGGAACUCAACUGGUUGUGGUAGCUUCGUCCCCUGCUUCUGCAGCUGAAAUCCUCAAGACUCAAGAUCGUCUUCUAUCAGCCCGGUCUCCGCCCAGUGUUGCUCCAUAUGAACUCUCUGUUAUUAAUCAACACUCGAUUGUCUUUUCGAGUGAUUUGAGCAAUCACUGGAAGUUCUUGCGGGCAUUUUGUCGAACACAUCUCUUCUCACCCAAAGCGGUAGAGUCACAGACUGCUCUCAGGGAGAAAAAAGUAUCGGAAAUGAUACAUUUUCUUAGGUCCAAGAAAGGAGAAACUGUGAUGAUAUCUGAAAUUCUGUUUGGUACCAUUUUAAACACGUUAGGGAACCUUUUUUUCUCAAAAGAUUUAUGUGAUUUGGAUUAUGAAACAAAAACCAGUGAAACCAAACGUGUUUUUAGGAAAUUUAUAGAAUUGGGAGCUAUGCCAAAUAUAUCAGAAUUCUAUCCUUUAUUAGAGGCUCUGGAUUUGCAGGGAUUGAGUAAGCAGACGAAAAUGUAUCAGAAUCAAUUGAUCAACAUCUGGAGUGAUAUUGUAAAGGAAAAAAGACAGGCAAUUAACCGUCAUACCUCGGAUUUUUUGGAUGUCAUGAUUGAUAGUGGAUUCUCAGAUUUACAGAUCAAUAUCUUACUGACAGAAUUAAUGGGUGCAGGAUCUGACACCACAACCUCAACAAUUGAAUGGGCAAUGACUGAGUUGCUGAGGAACAAGGGCGCUAUGCACAAACUUCAGGCUGAGCUUACGAUUAAUUUCAGGGAAAAUGAUAUAAUCACAGAAUCAAACAUCACUGAACUUCCAUAUUUGGCUGCUUGUGUCAAGGAGACAUUGAGAAUCCAUUCGCCUACUCCCUUCUUGAUUCCUCGUCGUGCACCUGAGACGUGUAAGAUCAUGGAUUACACCAUCCCAAAGAACUCGAAAUUGUUUGUGAACGCUUGGGCAAUAGGGCGUGACUCAAACACUUGGGAAGAUGCAUUAUCUUUCAGGCCAGAGCGAUUUCUCAACACUAAUGUGGACUUCAGGGGUCAAGAUUUCGACUUCAUACCAUUUAGUGCAGGGAGAAGAAUAUGCCCUGGCUUAGGUUUUGCUAGACAAGAAAUUCAAUUGAUUUUAGCUAGUUUGAUCCAUCACUUUGAGUGGUCACUUCCAAAUGGUGAGGAUCCAAUGCAGUUAGAUAUGGAAGACAAGUUUGGUGUUACUAUACAGAAGGAGAAGCCUCUACUCAUUGUCCCUAUGUAAUAUGUAUAUCUUUUUUUUUUCUCUCUCCAUAUGCAACAUGUACCUUCACUUACAAAUAAAAACUAUACUAUUAUUCCUAUAUCAGGUGUGGAUGUAACUGAUUGUGAAAUGAGUGUAUUUAUGGUAUAUGUGGGAUGUAUAUAUGGUGUAUUUUUGUGA